Molecule: messenger RNA, 626 nt
Organism: Cannabis sativa
Lineage: Eukaryota; Viridiplantae; Streptophyta; Magnoliopsida; Rosales; Cannabaceae
Product: cytochrome c oxidase-assembly factor COX23, mitochondrial
Exons: 3
Coding region: 104-313 (69 amino acids)
Source: RefSeq, a predicted model, not a curated record
GACACGUUUGCCUUGUUACUAAGUUUAAAAAGGCACAAACCCAAAGCUGGCGAAAUCAGGAACAAAAUCAAGAGAAUUCGAAAGCUAAUCCGAGGUAUCAGCCAUGGCGUCGCCACCACCGUCAUAUCCUAGUGCUGCGAGAAUCUCCGACUCUCCUUGCUUUCCUCAAUAUACUGCUUCUCUUAAAUGUCUUGAGGAAUUUAGCACUGACAAAAGCAAAUGCCAAGAACAUUUUGAUGUUUACAAGGAGUGCAAGAAAAAGGAGAGGGAAGCUCGACUUGAACGGAACAAGACUCGGUCUUUGUUCUCAUGAACUUUCUUUUGCUACUCACAUUCCAUUAGUUCGGACUGGAGAUGAAAUCACCAUUUAUGGAGUUAAAUUAUACCAAAAAAUAAAUAAAUAACAAAACACCUUGAAGAGUAGAACACAUGGGAAAAGAGCCUUCCUUUGAAUUUUUUGUCCUCUUUUUCUAUCUAUUAAUAUUGUCAUUUGUCAUGCCCUGUUAAACAUACCAGCUUCAUUUAAAUACUACCCAUGCCAAUCAAAUUAUACUAAAUUCAAGGGAAUGUAAAUCCGUUCACUACUAGUACCAAUAAAUAAAAAAUAAAAGGUUUCAAAUUUGACA